UGUCCUUUCUUCUCAUGACAGUUUGGUCAUUACACUGCCCUACCAUCUAAGCUCUUCUCCCAUUAAAUGUGUAGUUAUGCACAACAAGACUACAAACUCUAAUAAUUCCUCUAGCCGGGAAAACCCAUCAUCGGAUAUGUCUUCAGCCAUUACAGGAGUAAAUUCACCACUGCUUCAGGAGAACAGGUCACCAGCAAAGCAUACAUCGGUAUCCGGUGCUGUGUUCAAUGUGUCCACUAGCAUUAUUGGUGCUGGAAUUAUGUCAAUUCCGGCAACUCUCAAGGUACUAGGUGUAGUCCCAGCAUUUUUUAUGAUAGUGGUUAUAGCUUGGCUUGCAGAUGUCUCGGUUGAAUUCCUGAUGAGAUAUACACAUGCUGGGAAUUCAACCACUUAUGCUGGUGUCAUGAAGGAGUCGUUUGGGCGGGUGGGAUCGGUCCUGGUGCAAAUAUGUGUUAUGAUGAAUAAUCUUGGUUGCUUGAUCAUUUAUUUGAUUAUUAUAGGCGAUGUUCUUUCAGGAAAUCAACCUGUAGGAUCAAUGCACUUGGGCGUUUUACAAGAAUGGUUUGGCAUUCACUGGUGGAAUACCCGACCUUUUGCACUCCUCCUCAUUGUUGUUGUCAUUAUGCUUCCAUUGGUUUUGUUUAGGCGUGUAGAAUCAUUAAGGUUCAGCUCAGCAAUAGCAGUUUUUCUUGCUGUGCUGUUUGUUGCCAUCAGUUCGGUGAUGGCAAUUUCUGCACUCUUCCAAGGGAAAACAGAGAGCCCAAGACUGCUGCCUCACUUGGUCAACAAAACCUCCUUUUUUGAUCUCUUUACUGCUGUCCCAGUCAUUGUAACGGCUUUCACAUUUCAUUUCAAUGUUCAUCCAAUAGGUUUUGAGAUGGACAAACCUUCUGAUAUGAUGUCUGCAGUCCGUAUCUCACUGAUACUUUGUGGGGCGAUCUACUACACAGUUGGGAUCUUUGGAUACCUUCUUUUUGGCGAUUCAAUAAUGCCUGAUAUACUUGUUAAUUUUGACCAAAACUCUGGUUCAGCACUUGGUUCUGUGCUCAAUGACAUUGUUCGCUUAAGCUAUGCCCUUCACCUCAUAUUGGUGUUUCCUCUCUUAAACUUCUCAUUAAGGGCAAACAUUGAUGAAUUCCUUUUCCCAAAUAGGCCUCUUCUGGCAAAAGAUAACACAAGAUUUAUGUCCCUCACUCUUAUCCUGCUAGCCAUCUGUUACUUGGCAGCAAUAACCAUCCCUAACAUAUGGUACUUCUUUCAAUUCAUGGGAUCAACCUCUGCAGUCAGCCUUGCCUUCAUCUUCCCCGGUGCUAUUGCCCUUAGGGAUGUUCAUGGCAUAUCAACAUCAAGAGAUAGGAUUAUGUCUGCAGUAAUGAUCAUUUUGGCUGCUGUAACAAGUAUUGUAGCCAUUUCCACCAACAUAUACAGCUUUUUCACCUGAAACAGGUCCUGACUUCCUGAUCCUUUGUGGAGGUGCUUGUAUUCUAGUGUAAUCCUUUCUUUUCUCUUUUGUUUCAUUGAUUAGAAUAUAGCGGCUUCAAAUCAAGUCCCUUUCAAACCAGCAAUUGUUUCUUCUCCCUCAUUGUGUCAGCAAUAAACAUAUCACAUGUUGAUAAACAAAUCCUGUUCUUUCUUUUUUCUCAGGCAAUGUUCCAUUCCCUAAGGCAUGUUCAAGUCUGAUAGCCCUUUUUCCCCUGUUAUCUAAUGCAGCAGUUGAUGAACUACCUAAUCAUCUAAUGCAUCUCUUUUGCAUAUAGCUUUUGAUCAACUAUUGGGUCCCUGCAAGCAAACCUCUUGCUCUUUUGCGUCACAUGUCUGUAGCUCAUGUAUAGUGGAGGACUGCUCUAUGUUAUAUGGAUUUAUCUAUGCUUUAAUUUUCGUGACAAGAUAUGAUUUUUGGGGUUAGCUCAAAACUCUGAGCAGGAGAUAUAUACACUUUACAAUUGAGUCAAAGAACGAAGUGAGCAUUAUGUUUUUAUUCAUUUAA
Messenger RNA from Theobroma umbraticum, 1987 nucleotides. Its product is annotated as amino acid transporter AVT6C-like. Lineage: Eukaryota; Viridiplantae; Streptophyta; Magnoliopsida; Malvales; Malvaceae. Gene Ontology annotation, molecular function: L-amino acid transmembrane transporter activity. Gene Ontology annotation, cellular component: membrane. The record is from RefSeq and is a predicted model, not a curated record. Gene Ontology annotation, biological process: amino acid transmembrane transport.